AUGGCACUUCCCGACUCAACAACAUAUCCCAAGCCUCCGGGCCAAGAACGAUCGUAUCCAAAGCCGACUAAAACAGGCAGGGCUCCCUUCAAAAUCCCCAACCAUGACCUCCACGGUGAGACUGCCUUUGAGAUCUAUGGCGAUCUCGAAUCUGGCAAAGUCCCACUUAUUGCACUGCACGGCGGGCCCGGCAUACCCCACGGCUACUUGCUCCCAUUAUCGCUCGUGCUGACCGACUAUGGCGUCCCGGUUAUUAUGUAUGACCAGAUUGGCUGCGGCGAAAGUACUCGUUUUCCGGAUCACAUAGGCGACACGGGUCUGUGGACCCCAGAGCUCUUCAUGGCCGAGCUCGACAAUCUUAGGCAGACACUGGAAAUACAGAAAUUUGACCUCCUCGGGCAGAGCUGGGGCGGGAUGCUGGCAGCAUUAUACACUGUGACAGUGCAGCCGGUAGGGCUGCGAAAACUCAUCAUCAGCAACAGCCCAGCUUCGAUGAGGACGUGGAUGACGGUGGCGAAUAAGCUGCGCAUGGCCAUGCCGCUUGAUAUACAGAACAUCUUGACCCGGUGUGAAAAGGAGGGCAAGAUGGAUACGCCAGAAUAUGAAGCGGCUACGAAUGAGUUUAACAAGCGGCACUCGUGUCGAUUAGACACUCUUCCUAAAGAACUUGUCGAGCCGUUUCAGGCCUGGGUGAGUGAUCCCACCGUAUGCAUGACCAUGUUCGGGGCGAGCGAUUUCGAAAUAAGUGGCUCCCUCAAGUCCUUUAGUAUUGAGGAGGAUUUGAAAAAGUUGACAGUUGAGGUGGUACCAGGCGGGAUUCUUCUGAUGAAUGGCUAUUUUGAUGUGGCGCAGGACGAAUGUAUGCAGCCGUUCUUUAAUGAACCUUCGGCUAAAGUCAAAUGGGUGCGGUUUGGACUUAGUUCUCAUUGUCCGCAGUUAGAAGAGACCGAGAAAUUCAUUCAGGCCUUAGAUGAUCAAGUCGACAAUAUCAUUGUGAAUUCCCCAAAACGCCUGCACACCCCGCUCCGCAACUUUAGCGUUCUUCUAAUCCUUCAAGUCCAAGCUUGA
Lachnellula hyalina is the source of this 1068-nucleotide messenger RNA. RefSeq names its product L-amino acid amidase (gene laaA). The transcript has 2 exons. Bases 1 to 1068 code for a protein of 355 amino acids. Gene Ontology annotation, biological process: proteolysis. Gene Ontology annotation, molecular function: peptidase activity. The record is from RefSeq and is a predicted model, not a curated record. Lineage: Eukaryota; Fungi; Ascomycota; Leotiomycetes; Helotiales; Lachnaceae.